ACCCCGCCACACCCACCCUUGUCUCAACUCCAACAGCAAGCCCCACCCCAACCUCACCCCUCAACGCCAACCUUGAUCCUCAACCUCAGCCCUCACCCACAACACCAACACCCAACCGUCACCUCCCCCCAACCUCCAUCUCCACCCUCAGCCCUCUCUUCGCUGUCACCCCGCCACACAAACCCCAAACCCGCCACCUUCGACCAAUCCCCCGCCCUCAAUCACCUUCACCCGCCAUCCUGCCCUCAACUACCGUCCUGCACCCUCACCCACCACACCCCUACCCCACCCCGUCCACGCUCAACCAACCCCUUCUCCAUUCAUCCCCGCCAACGUUGCACCCAUCAAACCCACCACCCAUCCCGACCUAAACGUCCUACGUUAGGGAAGGCUGGGGUAGCGUCGGAGGGGUGGAAGGGCACACCGGGGAUAGGUGGGAAACAUGCCCCGAAUCGACAACGACGUCAAGCUGGACUUCAAAGACGUGCUGCUCCGGCCCAAGCGAAGCACGCUGAAGACCCGCAGCGAGGUGGACCUCCUGAGAUCAUUUGUGUUCCGAAACUCCAAGCAGUCGUACACUGGUAUUCCCAUUGUAGCAGCUAACAUGGACACUGUGGGAACGUUCGAGAUGGCCAGAGCACUUAACAAGUUCUCACUCUUCACCGCUGUGCACAAGCAUUAUACGUUGGAAGAAUGGAAGGAAUUUGCCAUCAAUAACCCAGAUUGUCUGCAGAACGUGGCAGUGAGUGCUGGCACUGGCUCUAGCGACUUGGAGAAGCUGGCAGCCAUUCUGGAGCACGUGCCCGACAUCCGCUACAUCUGCCUGGACGUCGCCAACGGAUACUCGGAACACUUUGUGCAAUGUGUGAAAAACGUCAGGAAGAGGUUUCCGGAUCACACCAUUAUGGCAGGAAACGUAAUGACAGGUGAGAUGGUGGAGGAGCUUAUCUUGGCUGGAGCUGACAUCGUCAAAGUUGGGAUUGGACCAGGCUCCGUGUGUACAACCCGGAUAAAGACAGGGGUGGGAUACCCACAGCUGAGUGCAAUAAUUGAGUGUGCAGAUGCAGCCCAUGGUUUGAAUGGCCACAUUAUGUCGGACGGAGGGUGCACCUGUCCUGGAGACGUGGCCAAAGCCUUUGGUGCUGGUGCAGACUUUAUCAUGUUGGGCGGGAUGUUCUCGGGGCACACCCAGAGCGGCGGUGAGAUCUUCGAGAAGAACGGCAAGAAAUACAAACUGUUCUACGGGAUGAGUUCAGACACUGCGAUGAGGAAACACGAUGGGGGUGUUGCCGAUUACAGGGCGUCGGAAGGAAAGACGGUGGAGGUGGAAUUCAAAGGAGACGUGCAAGAGACAAUCCAGGACAUUCUGGGUGGCGUUCGCUCCACCUGCACCUAUGUGGGAGCGGCCAAGCUGAAGGAGCUCAGCCGGAGGACCACCUUCAUCCGUGUCACACAGCAACUCAACCCCACCUUCAAGUAGGACCCACCAGCUUUACUCUGUCCCUGUCCCUGGGAGUGUUUGAUGGGGGGACAGUGUAGAGGAAGCUUUACUCUGUAUCUAACCCUGUGCUGUCCCUGUCCCUGGGAGUGUUUGAUGGGGGGACAGUGUAGAGGAAGCUUUACUCUGUAUCUAACCCCGUGCUGUCCCUGUCCCUGGGCGUGUUUGAUGGGGAGGGGGGACAGUGUGGAGGGAGCUUUAUUUUCAGUUUACUUUUAGUUUAAAAGAGGGAGCUUUACUGUGUUUGUAAAUUUGGCCACACUGUCCUUGCAAUCUAAUAUUCCCACCUCCAAUAUCCUUGAUUAUGUUGUCAUCUCACAAAUCUAUUCCCAUUUUCCACUCCAUUCUAUGGUUUGAGCCUUUCCAAUCAGGUUUCUGCACCUGACACCCUGUGGAAAUUGCUUAAUGAAUAUUGGAAAUGAAAUUGUAUGCAGCUGGAGGGAGAAUAAAUUCUCUCUCCUGGUCCUUCUCACUGUGCCGUCUUUAACAUGGUCAACCACUCAGUUCUUCCAGCAUCCCCCUCUCUGUCCGGUCAUCCAACUCUCUCUUUGGCCCCAUUCUCAUCUAACCCCUCAAAGGCAAGUAGUGCUUACAAAGUCCUUCCUUCCUGCUCAAGCAUCAUUCCAUCUGGUGUCUCCCGAGGACCUACUCUUUUUUUGUUAGUAGCCUAGCACAGGCUAUUUAAAGAAAACUGAGAGAUCAGUGAAAACCUACUGAAAUAUCUUUAGCCAAAGUGAUGAUAGCCUACAGCCUCUGCAGUGUCCACAGGUCCCUAAAAGCCUGCAGUGCCAGGAAGAUUUGUCUGCUCCUUCGCUGUGGAAACUCAAACUCAGACAUAAUACAGAAGGGCAUAGCUGAUGGAUCUGUCCUCAGCAUCCAAAUUUUCAUCCACACAACACCUCCUCAGGGACGUCCAAAGCAGAGUGUUACUUUUCACUCACAAUACUCGGCUCUACUUCACUGCUGCCACAACCUCACUCAACUCCUUCGCUGUUGCCAAAUUAUCAGAUCACUUCUCCCACAUCCAAACAUUAUUCGGAAGCUGUCGUUUCUGUUCCUUGGCAACCAAACCUGAACAGUACUGUUGACAAUGGAGUGUUGUAUUUGAUUUCAGCCACAUGUUUGAGCUGUUACUAAGACUAUCUGUUUCCACCUCCAUAACACUGCCUGCCUUAACCUAUCUGCUGCUGAAACCCUUGCCUGUGCCUUUGGCUACCUCCAGCCUUGAUUAUUCUGACUUGCUCCUGCCUGGUCUCCCAUUGUACUCUCCGUAAACUCCAGCUCAUUCCAAAGCUCCAGUGCUCAGGUCUUAACCAGAACCAGGACCCUAUUCCCCAUUUGUACCCUGGUGCUCGCUGACCAGCAGUGGUCUUCCAGUUAAGAGAGAGUUUGAAUUUAAAAUUCUCAUUGUCAUUUUCAAAUCCCCCUUACCCAACUUCCUGCAGCCCCACGACCCUCCAACAUUUCUGCACUUCUCCCCUUGAUUUUCAUCGCUGCAUUGUCGGUGGCCAUCCUCCAGCACAUUCCCACCCCUCAACACACACACACACACACACAAACACAACUCCCUGCUCCCUCCUUUCCACACCCCUCUCUCGUCCUUUAAAACCAACUUCUUCAACUGAGCUUGUCUGACUUAUCUUUUUGCAUGGUUCAGUGUCACGUUUCACUGCCUCAUAUAUUUCGGAAGCACCAGGAUGUUUAAAGUCACAGGAUAAAUUGAAAUUGUUGUUUUCUAUCUGCUGCGGGAGUUGGUCUCAGUUACCUCUACUGCAGCAACCAUCUGCUUAGGUCACCUAAACGAGUUGUGUCUGGUACCAUCUACUUAAGAUGCUUGUAUGGGUCAUAGCUGUGACUACCUGCCUACAGUGCUUGUAUGAGUCACGUUUGGGACCACUUUCUUAAACGUCUGUACGGAUCGUAGCUGGGUCUACCUCAUAAUGAUGUCAGUACAAGUCACAUUUGGGACCACUUGCUGUACACCCCUAGUUGAGACCACAUUUUUAAUCAGAUGGGUGCCAGUGUCUGGGAGUGGAAGGGAUGAGGUUGGAGUCAGCCACCGCAUCGAUAUUUUCUUUGGAAACACCAACUGUGGCUGCGAUCCCACCACCAGGUUACCAAGUACACAGGAGCGGUUAGCUGCUGCCGUUUUAUUUUGCAACCCCUUAUGUCGGGAAAAAAAAUAAACAAAACCAGAGUGUCAA
Messenger RNA from Rhincodon typus (whale shark), 3702 nucleotides. RefSeq names its product GMP reductase 2-like. The record is from RefSeq and is a predicted model, not a curated record. Gene Ontology annotation, biological process: nucleotide metabolic process. The transcript has 9 exons. Lineage: Eukaryota; Metazoa; Chordata; Chondrichthyes; Orectolobiformes; Rhincodontidae. Gene Ontology annotation, cellular component: GMP reductase complex. The coding region runs from base 443 to 1480 and encodes 345 amino acids. Gene Ontology annotation, molecular function: GMP reductase activity.